UCCGAGUCACAUCCCGCGGAGCUGAGCCGCUAAAGAAAAACUUCUGUGUCCGAACCAGAGUUCAGUUUUGUCGGAUACAAAGAGUCCGGAGGAGCCGCUGAAAACCUGGAGAUAUCAGCUUGUUUUAUGUGUGCCAUGUUUUUCUAACGAUAAACGGAUUAUUGGAUGAAGCCCUUACCUGCAGCUGACGGUCCACUGUGAAGCAGCAUGAACGGAUAUGAAGCUCCAGCUCUCGCCUCCGGCAUCUUCAGCUCCUACAGCUCACACCUCAAUGGCCACGACUCUGAGUCUCCUGAGCCUCCGACAACUAAAGCCAAGUCCAGUGCCAAAGCUCUGUACGAACAAAGAAAACAUUACACCAAGAACAGCAUCAACAGUCUGACGGACACGUCGCAGUAUCACGUAGAGCACCUGACCACGUUCGUGUUAGACCGUAAAGACGGGAUGAUCACCGUGGACGACGGGAUCAGACGUCUCCGUCUGCUGGACGCUAAAGGGAAAGUCUGGACUCAGGAGAUGCUGCUGCAGGUGGAGGAGAAGAGCAUCAGCCUCAUCGACCAGGAGACCAAGAACGAGAUGGAGAACUUCCCCAUCGGGACGAUCCAGCACUGCCAGGCCGUGAUGAACGCCUGCAGCUACGACUCCAUCCUGGCUCUAGUGUGUAAGGAGUCGGGUCAGACCAAACCAGACCUCCACCUGUUCCAGUGUGACGACAUCAAGGCGAAUCUGAUCCACGCAGACAUAGACAGUGCCAUGACCGAUGCCAAAGGAGGGAAAGUGAAGAAGAGACCAGAGACUCUGAAGAUGAUCCUGAAGAGCGACGGGAUCAUCCCCCCACCUCCUCCUGCUCCUGCCCCCGAGCCCCCAGCAACGUCCAAUCAGGUGGACGUAAAGAGCCGAGUGGCCGCCUGGUCGGCCUGGACCAAUGAGCAGCAAGACUACGAGAAGCAGCGUCAGGUCUCGGAGGAGGACGGGCUGGUGGAGAUGACGGCAGCUCGGGUGGACAGAGACGUGCAAAUCCUGAACCACAUCCUGGACGACAUCGAGUCCUUCGUCACCAAACUUCAAAAAGCUGCCGAGGCUUUUAACGAGCUCUCCAGGAGGAAGAAGACCAAGAAAGGCAAGAAGAAAGGUCCUGGAGAGGGCGUCCUCACCCUGCGCUCCAGACCUCCCACUGAGGAGGAGUUUGUCGACUGUCUGCAGAAGUUCAAACACGCCUUCAACCAGCUGGGGAAGCUGAAGGACCACAUCCAGAACCCCAGCGCUGUGGAUCUGGUUCACUUCCUCUUCAAUCCUCUCAGGAUGGUGAUCCAGGCCUCCGGCAGCGUGGAUCUGGCACGCAGCGUCGUGGUUCCUCUGCUCACCAAGGACGCCAUUGAUUUCCUCCACUCCUCAGGAACAGCAGAGGAGAGACACCUGUGGGUUGCCCUGGGAGACGGGUGGACCAAAUGCAGGUUGGAGUGGCCGAAGGAUCACUACUUCCCGCCCUGUGCUCUGAGGUUUGCUGACGGCUGGGAGCCUCCGGUUGUAGCGGCGAUGACUCCGAGUCGAGAGCAGGAUCUGACGCAGCUCGCCGAGAGUCUCGCCAACGCCGAGGUCCAGAGACAAGAGGAGCUGAAGAUCAGACUGGCCCAGGAGCCGUCGGCGGUGCCGAAGUUCCCUCCUGCAGACGGGUACGCCUUCUCCAACUCCUCCUACAAACGAAUGCAGAUCCUGGAUCAGGACACGGCCAUGGCUGCGUUCAAACACGCCGUCAGCCGCCGUGUAGACCGAAGUUUUGAUGGUGACAGCAGAGGCCAAAUGAAACAGUUUGCCAAAUCAAAAUACGACUUUGUGGCAAGAAACAACACGGAGCUGUCGGUUCUCAAAGACGAGGUCGUUGAGGUUCUGGACGACAGGAAGCAGUGGUGGAAGGUUCGUAACGGCUGUGGGGCGUCCGGCUACGUGCCAAACAACAUCCUGGAGAUAACCAAAGCUGUGGACAUCACUGGCCGUGGAGAGCCCAUCUACAGCCACACCAUCCAGAAGCAGACCACGAGGACCGACUUCAUCCCCAGUAAACCUGUGGUGACUCCGAUGCCUCCGGCCCCCACGCCGCCCCCUCCAGCCCCCGCCAGGCUCCCCACGCCACCGCUGCCUCCUCCGGCCGCUGAGCCCACCAAACCGCCCGCCACCGCCACCAGCAGCAGCAGCACGGUCAGCCGCCAGAACAGCACCACGUCCAGCGACAACGGCAGUGUCGCCAUGAGGGAGCACAACAACCAGAGACCUGCACCCUUCAACCGCAGGAAAUCCAACAUGGAGGAGGUCCAGGACGAGCUGAUGCACAGACUGACUCUGGGCCGCAGCGCUCAGAAGAAGUUUCAGGUUCCCUCUCGCAGCAACAGCAGCAGCCUCCCGUCCGUCAACAUCACCUACGACUCGUCACCUGAUGAUGUCAGAGCCUGGUUAGAGGCCAAAGGCUUCAGCCCCGUCACCAUCACCAGCCUCGGCGUCCUGACCGGAGCUCAGCUGUUUUCUCUCAACAAAGAGGAGCUGAAGACGGUCUGUCCUGACGACGGAGCUCGAGUCUACAGUCAAGUCACGGUGCAGAAGGCGGCGCUGGAGAGGAGUUCAGGCUCUGAGCUCCAGGAGAUCAUGAGGAGGCGACAGGAGAAACUGGCAGCCACCACCUGUGAUUCAGGGGUGGAGUCUUUUGAUGAAGGCAGCACCCACUGAGCUCCUCAUGACUUCCUCCUUCCUUCCUUCCUUCCUUCCUUCCUUCCUUCCUUCCUUCCUUCCUUCCUUCCUUCCUUCCUCCUUUGCUUUAUUUUUUCAAACUGCAGCCUGCUGUUUUCUCGCACUCUUGAUCCUCAGGCGGCGGCUGACCACGCUGAGUUUGUGGAGAUCAUGCGGCGCAGACAGGAACUCCUCAGCUCGUCUCCGUAGAGAAUAAAAACAGGACCGAGGACAGGACGUCCGAUAUGUUCAGAGAGAACAUCCCGCCAUGUUUGCCUGAAGUUCACCUGAACUCUUUUGGGACUCUGGAUGUUGGACUUUUGUUGGUGUUUGUAAAAAGUGAAGAAAAGCUGCUCAGUAGCUCAUUUUCCAAAGCGAAGCCUCUCAGUAUUAACGUCAGGAGACGCUCUGUAGGUCGUCAGCUGCAGUUUGUGCCUCAUGUGUCGUGACAGUGGAGUCACAGUUCAAACAGACUGAACCCUGAUCUACAAACACUGCUGCUUCACAAAGAAAACUCUGAUGCACAAUAAAAAAGAUUUUAACUCAUUUCUGAUGUUGCAAAGAGCCAAAAGUGACGCAUCUUCAUCUCUAUGACGUGAAUCAAAACUUUGAAGCUCCAUGUUUCUUCUUCUGUGUUUUAUUUGAAGUGUUGAUCCAUCAGAAGAUAUAAAAACC
Seriola dumerili (greater amberjack) is the source of this 3393-nucleotide messenger RNA. It is a transcript of the gene eps8a, whose product is annotated as epidermal growth factor receptor pathway substrate 8. The coding region runs from base 208 to 2718 and encodes 836 amino acids. The transcript has 21 exons. The record is from RefSeq and is a predicted model, not a curated record. Gene Ontology annotation, cellular component: plasma membrane; ruffle membrane; vesicle. Gene Ontology annotation, molecular function: actin binding. Gene Ontology annotation, biological process: regulation of Rho protein signal transduction; Rho protein signal transduction; positive regulation of ruffle assembly. NCBI's taxonomy places the organism in Eukaryota, Metazoa, Chordata, Actinopteri, Carangiformes, Carangidae.